Plasmodium gonderi is the source of this 408-nucleotide messenger RNA. RefSeq lists its product as hypothetical. Lineage: Eukaryota; Apicomplexa; Aconoidasida; Haemosporida; Plasmodiidae. The transcript is spliced from 2 exons. The record is from RefSeq and is a predicted model, not a curated record. The coding region runs from base 1 to 408 and encodes 135 amino acids.
AUGAGUCGCUUGAAUGCGUUAAUAUGUGUAAUGUUUAUAUUCCUUCUUUAUGUCCAAGAGUUAAAUGCCUUAAGGGGAAAGAAAGAGAAGAGCAUUGCACUUCCAGUUUAUGAUGACUUAUUUUUAAAUAAUGGAGGCUUUAAGAUAAUUCUUCCACAAGAAUAUGUUGACAACAACAAUUUGAAUGAAUCGCUCUUGCGUAUGAUUAAAAUUACGAAGAAUAAAUUUAAAAAAAUAAAAAAAUCCAAAACAAGACUUCGAGAUAAUUGUUAUCAUUUAGGAGUUAAUCUUGGUCUGCGUAUUUUACAUCAGCUUAGCCUUUUAAGUUUUCGAAUGAUGAAUAAGGUUAUAAAAGAACAAAGUAGACGUGCACAUAAAGCCAAAAGUAAAAAAUUACCUCCCAUUUAA